AUGUCUCUCAGUCUCACUCAUAGUCGUAGCCUUCAAUCUUCAAUCUCAAAAAUAGAGACCUCCGAUCUCACUACCUCCAUUUUCUCUCCACCGAUCCGCCCUAAAUCUUCGCCGCGUCUGACCGCCCACUACUCCUCCCACUUGAUACUUCUCUUUCCCUUCUCCCAGGUUUCAUGGGUUAAUCUCUCUAGAAAUUUAUUACUUGCAUAUCAGAGCCUUGGUAUGGUUUAUGGGGAUCUCAGUACUUCUCCUCUCUAUGUUUAUAGUAGCACAUUUUUAGGCAAGUUGCAGAACCAUAACAAUGAGGAGACGAUAAUGGUGAAGGUGUGGUGA
Molecule: messenger RNA, 333 nt
Organism: Argentina anserina (silverweed cinquefoil)
Lineage: Eukaryota; Viridiplantae; Streptophyta; Magnoliopsida; Rosales; Rosaceae
Product: potassium transporter 7-like
Exons: 3
Coding region: 1-333 (110 amino acids)
Biological process (GO): potassium ion transmembrane transport
Cellular component (GO): membrane
Molecular function (GO): potassium ion transmembrane transporter activity
Source: RefSeq, a predicted model, not a curated record